AUGUCUCACAGCGUCACAUCUCAACACUCAGAAGGGAGUAGAGACUUCGACGUGGUGGUCUUCGGUUGCACGGGUUUGGUCGGUCGCCUCACACUGAAGACAGUAGUCGAGUUGGCGGUUCCUGCUGGUCUGAAGGUUGCUGCUGCUGGUCGGAAUGAGGAAAGGAUGAAAGAAAUCAUAUCAGAGCUCCCUGCGUCCGGGGCUACUGUGAAGUAUAUAGCGGCAGAUGCAUAUGACUCUCACUCGAUCCAGGAGAUGGCCAGAAGGACUCGAUUGGUCCUCAACUGCGCCGGUCCUUUUACUGUUCACGGCGAGGUUGUCGUGAGGGCGUGUGUAGAGGCUGGUACGGAUUACAUGGACACUACGGGGGAAAUCAACUUCGCGGAAGCCAUGCAAUUGAAGUACUCUGCUGCGGCCAAGGCCUCGGGGUCCAUCGUUGUAUCCUCAUGUGCAUUCGACGCUGUGCCAGGGGACAUGGGUGUUCAGAUCAUGCACGACGUGCUGAGCAAAAAUAACGGAAUUCCGUAUUCGGUUGAGGCCUUCCUAGAGAUCAUCGAGGGUCCCCAGGGUUACACUGGUGGCUUCGGCACGUAA
This is a messenger RNA of Perkinsus marinus ATCC 50983, 594 nucleotides long. RefSeq lists its product as hypothetical. The record is from RefSeq and is a predicted model, not a curated record. Gene Ontology annotation, cellular component: lipid droplet; plasma membrane; mitochondrion. Lineage: Eukaryota; Perkinsozoa; Perkinsida; Perkinsidae. Gene Ontology annotation, biological process: glycolipid biosynthetic process. The transcript has 5 exons. The coding region runs from base 1 to 594 and encodes 197 amino acids.